Suillus discolor is the source of this 477-nucleotide messenger RNA. RefSeq lists its product as uncharacterized. The coding region runs from base 1 to 477 and encodes 158 amino acids. NCBI's taxonomy places the organism in Eukaryota, Fungi, Basidiomycota, Agaricomycetes, Boletales, Suillaceae. The transcript has 2 exons. The record is from RefSeq and is a predicted model, not a curated record.
AUGACACCACACUUGCACACCCUCAAGUCUGCUUUUGGGGAAAUGGGCACCUGCAAUGGCCAGACAAACAAAAUUGAAAAUAACGAGAGAGCCGUCACCACCAACGGCAGCCCAGAGGCCAAUGCCAGGGUCCCUCACAUAGACCCUCAAAUCCACACUGCAGAUAUUGCGCAGUUCACGCAGUUCGGCUUUGAAGCGAAGGUGGAGAGACUUGCAAACCGCUCAGGCUUCCAGCCAAGCAUGAUACAAGACGUGUACAAACACUCGAGCACCUUCAAGCAGGCGGAAGAUAUUGCGAAGGCCAUGCGGGUUGCUGCUGUGAAGCAGGUGAUGCCGGACAGUGAUGGUGAGGAUGGAGAGGACGAAGAAGAUGAGGAAGAGGAAGAUGAGGAGAAAAAAGAAGACGGCGAGGACAAGACUGAGGACAAGAAUGAGAAAAAGAACAAGGACAAGGAUGUCAAAGAAGAGGACGAGUGA